This is a messenger RNA of Scylla paramamosain (green mud crab), 3421 nucleotides long. RefSeq lists its product as uncharacterized. The transcript is spliced from 7 exons. Gene Ontology annotation, molecular function: neurotransmitter receptor activity; protein binding; extracellular ligand-gated monoatomic ion channel activity. Lineage: Eukaryota; Metazoa; Arthropoda; Malacostraca; Decapoda; Portunidae. Gene Ontology annotation, biological process: signal transduction; nervous system process; monoatomic ion transmembrane transport. The record is from RefSeq and is a predicted model, not a curated record. Bases 873 to 3326 code for a protein of 817 amino acids. Gene Ontology annotation, cellular component: synapse; plasma membrane; neuron projection.
ACUACUACUACUACCACUACUACUAGUGUGUGUGUGUGUGUGGUGCCCCUACUGAGCUGCCCUGCGUGGGACUGCCAGCCUUGGGGCAGGUACAGCAGGGAGAGAGUAGCGAAAUCGUAGGGCAACAUGAUCAGAUAACAAAGCCGGCACGGAGGAGCACUGGACUUGGGCCGCAACCAAGCCAGAGGUGAGAACGUGGUCCAGAGUACCGCCCGUGGGUGAGUAGCGCUGCCAGUGUCCCACUCCCAGCGCGUCAGGUGAUGCUUGCGGAUGCACGAUAAUAGUAGAACACCUGGACGAUUGGAGGAGCCAGAGCGAUCUCCCAAACCAGGAUGCCGAGCAUUGAAAUCCCCCAAAUACACCAUGCCCCGUACUGUAGGAGAAGGAAGAGCAGCAGGAUGGAGGCGAGCAGGGGCAAAGUAGACAUUGCAGAUCUGUAAGACAGCACUCCCUACCGUCACCUCAAAAAGCUGAAAAGUCACUUCAGUGUCGGUGGAGGUGCGGGGAAGGCGGUACGUCAGAGAACUAUGGAUGUAGGUUAGGAGACCAUUUCGUACCAUGUGGACAUAUGGGAUAUAACCAGUAAAGGAAGGAGCCUCCCCAGCGAUAGGCCGGCCUGAAAAGCUUCCUGGAGAAAAAUUACGUGUGGAUGAUGGGAGUACACAAAGGCCACCUCCACCGCACACCGCCGCGCACCGCUUGCCAACACCAUCGAGUGGUUCUGCCUGGCGUGCCCCACUGUUCGAUACCUCCUACCCCAAGGUCUGCCCCUUGAUGCUGUCUGUCACCAUAUUCUGGUGCCCGAUUUUCUUGACGAGAUUCUCGUGCGUUACCCUCGAUUUGACCUCAAGUACUCAGAAGGGGAGCUCCGCAUGGCGUGCUGCUCCAGGCGGGUGUUCCACAUUGAACAAAUGGAGGCGAGACUCCUCUCAUGGUUCUCUUUCUGCGUGGCUGUCGACUUGUCUACCUACGCCGCUUCCUUCGUCUUCGGGAACACCGUCAAGAACGUCACCCUUUUCGACUCUUUGCAGAACUCAAGUCGUCCCCUGGAGGUGGUGGGCGGCGGCACCGUGAUAGUGGGGCAGGACCAGGACGAGCAGCUGGGAGGCACUGACAAAGACCAGAGCUUCAACGGCUUCAUCGUGGACAUGCUCCUGACCCAGAGUCUGCUGACGGUGCGGGACAUGACGGAUUACGUCAGCUGCAACAUGGACAGGCUACGCACAUUUACGUACAUACUGGAUUUUAAGAACAUCACGGAAGACUUCAUUCUGGGUGCCGAGACUGUCGUGGCAGAGGUGGGCGACGUGUGCAGACCCGGGAGGGACAAGAGGCUGUCUGUCUUCCCGGAGGCGCGGACCAAUGCCGAGGCCAAUCACUUCUGCUCAACGCUCAACGGAUAUAUCGUCACGCCGCUCAGUGACGAGGAAAACAUGUCCCUCUUCAACGAAGGCUCACAAUUUAGAGACAAAUGCACGGAAUUUGACAAGAAGAAUGCCAUGUGGGUGGGCGUGUUCUGGGAUCCCAGCGCGAGGCUGUGGAAAAACCAAAUCACCUCGGAGGAAGCAAAGUUCAAAAACUUCGAGGUGGAGAUCAUGCCUUCGUCAAACGAGAGGUUGUGCGUCUCGGCCGCCACGGUGUCUGAAUCUGCCAGUACCACACUGCAGGGCGUUUGGGACAUUGAGUCUUGCCAAAGGGAGGUCUGCACCGCCUGCCAGUUCGAGCGGUCACUGCCGCUAAAGAUCAGAGGGCUGUGCGCGGAAUCUCACUUUGACCGCAGUUACUACAUCUACGGCACCUUAAGCUUCCGCCCCGUUUUUAAUGGCGCAAGAUUAUCCAGAAUAGAGUGGCGGGACAACAGCACCUGGGUGUUGUAUCAGAUGGACAACCCAUUCAUCAGGGCCCACAUGCUGGACUCCACCGACACGGGCUACCCGGUGGGCGUUCAUGACUACGAAGUUAUAGGGGACAAAUGCCCAGGGAAGGUACAAAGGCUGAAGCUGACCUCCUGCCGCGGCAACACUUUCACCUGCGGCGACGGGGAGUGCAUCGACAUCAGCCGGCGGUGCAACUUGGAGCUGGACUGUGACGACCACAGCGACGAACUCAACUGCGACACGCUGAUCAUCCAGCCCGGGUACGAGAAGCGGCUGCCGCCCCCGAAGAUAGACAGCAACACUCCCGCCGGGGUGGCCAUCGACUGUGACAUCCUGCUGAUUCGAAAGCUGGAUCUCCUGAGCGCUCAGCUGAUUCUGGACGUGGCAAUCAAAAGAACCUGGUACGACUCACGCAUCCACUUCAAGAACCUUCACUCCGACCACAAUCUGAACCAGAUCAGCGACCCAAUGGAGAUUGUGUGGUACCCGGACCUCACGGUGGUGGGCUCAGACAACAGCCACGUGAUGUCCACCUUCUAUGUUACCAAGGCCUGGGGACAGCGCUCCUCCAAGCCUCUCCCGGACGACGACACUCUCAUCGAUGAAGACGUCUUCUUCCCAGGGAGCAGCAACCCGCUAGUGCUUCACCGGGAGUUCACCACAACCCUCAUGUGCACCUUCGACCUCACCCUCUACCCGUUCGACACCCAGAGCUGCCCGAUGCUCCUCUACGUGGCGGACUACACCUUCCAGUAUGUCUCCACCAGUCUGCAGAACGUCACCUUCUCCGGGACGCGCCGUCUGCUGGAGUACCGGGUCACCUCCGUCAUUCACCGCUCCUUCCUCCAUGAGAACAAGAGCGGCCAGCACAUCGAGAUCGUGAUAACCAACCUUUACGGCUAUUACAUCAGCGGCGCCUACGUGCCCACCAUGCUGCUUGUCAUCAUCUCCUACCUUACCUUCUUCUUCGACCUCUCAGACUUCACAAACAGGAUCAUGGUCUCCCUAACAUCCCUCCUGGUGCUGGCCUCGCUCUUCUCCCAGAUAGCCUCGGGACUGCCCAAGACUGCUUACAUGAAACUCAUCGACGUUUGGUUCAUCUUUUGCAUCCUCGCCGACUUCGUGAUGGUGUUUGUGCUAGUGGUGAUCAAUUCCUGCAUGCUGAAGAAGGAGGAGCCCUCGCCACCAAGCUUCCAUCGGGUUCGGCCUUUCUCCGUCACCGCGUCCACCUCCUUGGCCUCCUAUCCCUCUGGACUCAAGCCUCGCUCCCGCCUCUUCCACAAGCUGCCGUUCAAGGAGAAGGGGACAGGCUGGCAGGUGCUGGACCCUCGGCGGUGCAACACGAUGGCGCAGGUAUCCCUUCCCAUCCUCCUGAGCCUGUUCGUUCUGAUCUAUUUCGGCAGCGUCGCGUAUUACAUGGAGCGUGUCGAGGCCGAGUUUGGCGUAUAGAGCGCAUAGAUCACCAAAGAGAGAGAGAGAGAGAGAGAGAGAGAGAGAGAGAGAGAGAGAGAGAGAGAGAGAGAGAGAAUAAACAGUAUGAAUUA